Lethenteron reissneri (Far Eastern brook lamprey) is the source of this 4427-nucleotide messenger RNA. RefSeq names its product sterol 26-hydroxylase, mitochondrial. NCBI's taxonomy places the organism in Eukaryota, Metazoa, Chordata, Hyperoartia, Petromyzontiformes, Petromyzontidae. Gene Ontology annotation, cellular component: mitochondrial inner membrane. Gene Ontology annotation, biological process: cellular response to peptide hormone stimulus; cholesterol metabolic process; glucocorticoid biosynthetic process. The record is from RefSeq and is a predicted model, not a curated record. Gene Ontology annotation, molecular function: heme binding; oxidoreductase activity, acting on paired donors, with incorporation or reduction of molecular oxygen; iron ion binding.
GAAUGCAUAGUACAGUAUUCACAGCAGUGCUUACAAUGUUAGAUAGAGGGCGGUACUAAAAUAUUUUUCCAGCAAAAAAACAAAAGACCUAUAACCCACACGCGACGAAAUACUGCGUAUCAGUUGUGUGUCGACUCACGGACACGACACGAGACGAGAAGAACCAACGUCGACGCGUGUCGCGGACUCUACUCGAUCACGGGACAGCGCCAACCGGAUCAGCAAAUGCCCCCGUAGCCAGCGCCCUUGCAGCCCGGGGUCAUCGUGAGCGCGCAGUUUGAGAACAGAGAACUCUGCCAAAAGAACAUAAAGAAACGCCAUGGCUGCGUGGUGGACGAGGAUCACCCGCUUCCGUCCCCUCUCUCUGCUACUCCGACCGGCACCGCCCGGAUUCGCUCGCGUUGCCGGGGCCGGGACGCGAAUUCCUACCUGGACCGAGACGCGCACCGGGACCGGCGCCGAGACGCGCGCACUGCGCUGGGCGCACGGCGAGGCGGCGGCUCCCGGGGUGGUGACUCCUCCCGUGGCGGAGAAUUUGCGCUCACCGGAAGAGCUGACGGGGCCCGGCUUCUUCUCCAUCAUCUACUGGGUCUUGUGCCGAAACGAGAACGCGCACCUUUUGCAGGUGGAAUGCAAAAAUCGUUAUGGACCUAUGUGGAAGUCAAAAUUUGGGCCGUACACGGUGAUUAGCGUGGCCGAUGCAGACCUCAUUGAGCAGGUUAUCCGCCAGGAGGGGAAGUACCCCAUGAGGUUCGACAUGAAGAACUGGACCGACUACCGGGACCUGCGCGGAUACGCCUAUGGGCCCUUGACCGAGAAUGGAUCCAAAUGGAACCACCUCCGUUCCGUGCUUAACCAGAAGAUGCUGCGGCCGCGCGACAUGAUGGCGUACGUCAAGCCCAUCAACGAGGUGGUGACCGACCUGCUGGCGCGGCUGCACAUGCUCUCGGAGAGCAAUGGCGGCAUGGUGAACGACCUUGCCAAUGAGUUUUACAAGUUUGCCUUUGAAGGCAUCUCUACCGUGCUGUUUGAGAAACGGCUCGGCUGUCUGGAGCAGCCGGUCCGGGAAGAGACGCAGGUGUUCAUCAAUGCCGUCAGGACUGUCUUUGUUCACUCGGAGAAGAUAUCGCUUAUUCCCACGUGGAUUCGAAAUUUCCUGCCGUUAUGGAAGCACUACUGCAACGCAUGGGACGUGAUCUUUUCAUUCGGAAUGAAAGAGAUAGACAAGAAGAUGAUCAAGAUCAGCGAGAUGGUGGCACGAGGCGAGCCUGUGGAGGGCGAGUACCUCACGUACCUCCUGUCUAACGGCAAGCUGACUGAACACGAAAUCCACGGCAGCAUCGCCGAGUUGCUGAUGGCUGGAAUUGACACCACGUCCAACACCAUGUCCUGGGCCCUCUACCACCUGUCAAGAGAGCCCCACCUGCAGGAGAGGCUGCACCAGGAGGUCGAGGGCGUCUGUCCAGGGGACACCAUCCCCAAUGUACAAGAUCUGGCCAAAAUGUCAUUCCUUAAGGCUGUCAUCAAAGAGACUCUCAGAUUGUAUCCAGUGGUGCCUUCGAACUCGCGCCUCAUUGGGGAAGGAGGAUCGAAAGUGGGCGGAUAUGUCUUCCCCAAAAACACACUGUUUCAAUUGUGCCACUACGCGGUGUCACACAAUCCUGAAAUAUUCCCGGAUCCGGAGGCAUUCAAGCCCGAGCGCUGGCUGCGUAAAGGCACCAUGUUGGCGCACCCCCCUUUCGGAUCCAUUCCGUUCGGGUUUGGCGUGCGGGCAUGCGUCGGGCGGCGCGUGGCUGAGCUGGAGAUGUACCUCACCUUAUCCCGUUUGAUCAAGGAGUUUGAGGUUCAGAGGGACCCGAGUCAGAAGAAGAUUUUACCACGCACGUGCACAGUCAUGAUCCCCAGUGAAUCUAUUAAUCUUAAGUUCAUUGCACGCAAGUGAGGAUGUCUCUUGCUCAAAAUGUUUGUGCAGCAUAUUUUACACCUUGCAGGGUGCAGCAAAAUUGGCCUGACCAAGUGACGUUUUACAUGUGCAUUUUGGGGCAGACAUUCGCACGUUUGUGUCAUCAGCACUGCAUACACGUUUUAUCUCCAUUAUAUAUAACGCAAAGUUGUGAAUGUGUGUCUGUUCAAAAUGUUUAGCAUACUUCCCGACAUGCAACAAACUGGAAAUUUUCCAUGUGGGUACUUUCCAGACUGUACACCAUGCAAAAAUUAUGAAAAUACACUUUAGUUUUUUGGGGGGGGGAGGGGGGGGGGCUCAAUAAUGCAGAUAUUUUUUGCACGGCAAGUGAGCUGUGACGUCAAAUCUGUCACGUGACCCGCGCACGUGGAAGCGUAACGCAUUGUAGUGUAGUGGUUAGCGCGCCGCGCUACGAACCCGGUGACCCGAGUUCGAUUCCCGCUCACGGCCACCACCGGUGACGAUUAUUUCAACCGGUCCUGGGCCUCCCCUAGGUCGACUCAAACGAGUAACUGGUGUGGUGUGUGAAUAUCGCCACUGGGGAGACAAAGGCGGCCGGGUGUGGUGCUGCCACCCACCCACUCGUAACAUAUAAAGAGUGCUUUAAUGAUGAACACAAUGCAUAUUUUCAUUUAUGUAUAUUUCAACAAGUUUUUUUUUUUUGAACGUGAAGUUAAUAUUCACAAAAUACAUUUAAAUUUUACCAAUCCUUUAUUGCAUUGAACAAAACUAUAAUGAUUUAUAUAUGUAUUUGAAUAUACUAUACUGAUUUAUAUUUAAUUUCGGGAAAAUGUCAAAACUGGGUGGUUUUUAACUUUUGCCGACAAAACUGGAUCCCAAAUGUCAAAACUGGGUGCACCCUGGGUGGCCAAAAACUUGAGUUUUGGACACUCAGGGUGCACCCAGUUUUGACAUUUGUCAAAUACACUUGAUAAUUGUAUACUAGCACAGUGUGCCAGCACCCCAUUCAUCCAAACACUUGGUAUUUGUAUACUGGCACACUGUGCCAGCACCCCAUUCAUCUAAACACUUGGUAUUAGUAUGCUGGCACAGUGUGCCAGCACCAUAUAACUACACACACUUGAUAUUUGUACGCUGGCACAUUGUGCCAGCACCCCAACGAUACGAUGCAUGUGCGGUGUGUUACCAAGUCUCUGCCAUCAACACGACAUGGACCUCGGUUGCCGGUAUCGAGCUGCCCAUUGCCGAGGAGCUGCAACGCGACAACACCAUGAUGCCACCUCCUCGCCAGAAGAAGGCUGGCCGCCCGAAGAAGCGUCGGAUUCGCAACCGUGGCGAAGGUGGCCCAUUGGGCCUCACGCGGUGCUCCUUCUGUCGCGCCAAGGGCCACAACAAGCGCUCUUGCCCGUCGAAGUAGUUAUAUAUAUGUAACAAACAUGUUUUGUUCUAAGUGUGCAGCACCAUACUUCUCGACGCAAACACUAUCUACCGUUGUUCUACUGUAGUAGGUGUAGCAUGCAAGCUGGCACACUGUACCAGUAUACAAAUGGGAAGUUCGUGUAUGUUCGCGAGCUGAAAGUGUUACUGUAGUUGCAAGCUGGCACACUGUGCCAGUAUACAUAUGGCAAGUAAGUGUUACUGUAGUAGCGAGCUGGCACACUGUGCCAGUAUACAAACGGCAAGUAAGCGAGCUGGCACACUGUGCCAGUAUGCAAACGGGAAGUUUGCGGUGCAAGGUAUGGAACAUGAGCCACGAGAAACAUCAUUUGGAACGCUCUAAAUCUGUGGCGACAUAUGGAUGAAUAACGCAAGGACCUAAACGUGUACAAAAUGAUACAUUAAAUCGUACACCUUCUUCACCCAGUUUUGACAUUUGUCCACAUUGAACAUCACCCAGUUUUGUCAUAUCAAAAAGCACCACCCUGUUUUGCCUGUCGUUUUCCAAGACCACCCAGUUUUGACAUUUGGGAUCCAGUUUUGUCGGCAAAAGUUAAAAACCACCCAGUUUUGACAUUUUCCCAUUUAAUUUCAUACAACGGUAAUGAAAUGUUUACUCAGACUAUGUUUGGGUUAAUUUCUCAAAACCAUGUUGCUAAAAAUCUUAAGUUUGGGAUAAAAGUGUAAUUUUUUUAGGGUUAAUAUUUUCAUACUGACGUGAUUAUAUAUAAUGUAACAACAGCUGAGAAACCAUUUCAUUAGCAGUUCACCAAACCCGCAUUUCGACACAAGUGCCAGAAAGGGCUGCAUUACGUUUAGCUGUCACCGUGAACUGAAAGCAGCACUUGUGAAACUACUAAACAUCUUGUGCACAUAGCAACGUCCAAUGUUAGCUUUUGUAAUGUAUAGUAAUGCCAUAAAACCUAAAUACGUUGUUAUUGAGAUGUACCAUUGAAUUUGUUCUAUGUUUUGCUUGGUUAUUUACUAAUUCUCUAUUAACCAAUUCUCUAUAUUGAAAUGUCAUUUAUAGACAGUAUGAUUUACAUAUAAUAAAUACACGUUUGUA